UUUAACUAUUACUCCUGAUCGGUAUUAUUUUGUACACACAUCCUUGGACACUCCGGACUGCUGGUCCUCCUCACGGGGCCUCAGAGAGACUCUUUGGUUCUCUGGAAACAGGGAGCUUAUACAGAGACGCCUCCCUCCCCUCCGGCCCCCCUUCCCCCAGCCUGCGAGCCCGGAGGCGUGGGGAGGGAGGAGGAGGAAGAUGCCCGGCGUCGGCUGGCAGAUGCUGUCCCUGACGCUGGGGUUAGUGCUGGCGAUCGUGAACCCGGCGGCCCCGCAGGCGUGUCCGGCGCAGUGCUCCUGCUCGGGCAGCACCGUGGACUGUCACGGAUUGGCACUGCGCAGUGUGCCCAGGAAUAUCCCCCGCAACACCGAGCGACUGGAUCUGAAUGGAAAUAACAUCACUCGGAUUACGAAGACAGAUUUUACUGGGCUCAGGCACCUCAGAGUUCUUCAGCUUAUGGAGAACAAGAUUAGCACCAUUGAAAGGGGAGCAUUCCAGGAUCUUAAGGAACUGGAGAGACUGCGUUUAAACAGAAAUCACCUUCAGCUGUUUCCUGAGUUGUUGUUUCUUGGGACAUCGAAGCUAUACAGGCUAUUACUUAUCCAUCCUAUUGAAUUCUGGAAUAAAUCGGACACGGAUUAA
Molecule: messenger RNA, 643 nt
Organism: Dipodomys ordii (Ord's kangaroo rat)
Lineage: Eukaryota; Metazoa; Chordata; Mammalia; Rodentia; Heteromyidae
Product: slit homolog 2 protein-like
Exons: 5
Coding region: 200-643 (147 amino acids)
Molecular function (GO): protein binding
Source: RefSeq, a predicted model, not a curated record